Molecule: messenger RNA, 10532 nt
Organism: Lepus europaeus (European hare)
Lineage: Eukaryota; Metazoa; Chordata; Mammalia; Lagomorpha; Leporidae
Gene: CELSR1
Product: cadherin EGF LAG seven-pass G-type receptor 1
Biological process (GO): G protein-coupled receptor signaling pathway; homophilic cell-cell adhesion; cell surface receptor signaling pathway
Cellular component (GO): plasma membrane
Molecular function (GO): G protein-coupled receptor activity; calcium ion binding
Source: RefSeq, a predicted model, not a curated record
AUGGCGCCGUCCCCGCCGCCCGUGCUGCCCUUGCUGGUGCUCCUGGCCGCCGCCGCCGCCCUGCCGGCAAUGGGGCUGCGAGCGGCCGCCUGGGAGCUGCGCGUGCCCGGCGGGGCUCGCGCCUUUGCCCUCGGGCCCGGCUGGACCUACGCACUGGACGCCGCGCGCACGCCCCGCGAGCUGCAGGAGAUGCUGGACGUGAGCCGCGACGGGCGGCUGGUCGGGCGGCGGAGCCGGCCGGGCCCCGGGCCCCGCGGCUGCGCGCGCCUCGGAGUGCGCCCGCUGCCGCUGCAGGUCCGCCUGGCCGCCCGCGGCGCUCCGGCCGUGCUGAACUUGCGCCUGCGGGCGCGAGCCCUCGGCCCUGGCUGCCGCGCCCGGCUAAGGCCGUGCUCUCGGGGGCCGGGCCCCGGCGGGGCUCACUGCUUCCCGGCCCCGGGCGCCGGCGGCGCGGCCACGCUUCACUGGGCACUCGCGGCCCUGACCACCUUCCCCGCCUGCCGCUGCCCGCCGCACCCCGGCUCCCUGUGCCCGCGCCGCCGCCUCUGCCUGCCGCCCGGCGGCUCCGCCCGCCUGCUCCUGCUGUGCGCCCUUCGGCGCGCGGCCGGCUCCGUCCGGUGGUGGAGCUGGCCUUGGAGGCGGCCGCGCGGGGCGCCGUCGGCGUCGCCAAGCCUGGCCCGGGCCGGGACCGGGGGCUCCCGACGGGCCCGGCGGGGCGCGGGCGGCAGCGCGAGCCCGCAGUUCCCGCUGCCCAGCUACCAGGUGUCAGUGCCGGAGAACGAGCCGGCGGGCACGGCGGUGAUUGAGCUGCGCGCUCAGGACCCCGACGAGGGCGAGGCCGGGCGCCUGAGCUACCAGAUGGAGGCUCUGUUCGAUGAGCGCUCCAUCGGCUACUUCCUCAUUGACUCGGCCACUGGGGCUGUGACCACCGCCCGCGCACUGGACCGUGAGACCCAGGACACCCACGUGCUCAAGGUCAGCGCCGUGGACCACGGCUCGCCGCGGCGCUCGGCCGCCACCUACCUCACCGUCACGGUCAGCGACACCAAUGACCACAGCCCGGUCUUCGAGCAGGCCGAGUACCGCGAGCGCCUGCGCGAGAACCUCGAGGUGGGCUACGAGGUGCUGACCAUCCGCGCCACCGACGGCGACGCGCCCUCCAACGCCAACAUGCGCUACCGCCUGCUGCAGGGCGCGCGCGGCGUCUUCGAGAUCGACGCGCGCUCGGGCGUGGUGCGCACGCGGGCCGCCGUGGAUCGCGAGGAGGCGGCCGAGUACGAGCUGCUGGUGGAAGCCAACGACCAGGGCCGCAACCCGGGCCCGCUCAGCGCCACGGCCACCGUGCACAUCACCGUGGAGGACGAGAACGAUAACUACCCGCAGUUCAGCGAGAAGCGCUACGUGGUGCAGGUGCCCGAGGACGUGGCUGUGAACACGGCCGUGCUGCGGGUGCAGGCCACCGACCGCGACCAGGGCCAGAACGCGGCCAUCCACUACAGCAUCGUCAGCGGCAACCUCAAAGGCCAGUUCUACCUGCACUCGCUCAGCGGGAGCCUGGAUGUCAUCAACCCGCUGGACUUCGAGGCCAUCCGGGAGUACACGCUGCGCGUGAAGGCGCAGGACGGGGGCCGCCCCCCGCUCAUCAACUCCUCGGGGCUGGUCUCUGUGCAGGUGCUGGACGUCAACGACAACGCCCCCAUCUUCGUGAGCAGCCCCUUCCAGGCGGCGGUGCUGGAGAAUGUGCCGGUCGGCUACUCCGUGCUGCACAUCCAGGCCGUGGAUGCAGACGCCGGGGAGAACGCCCGCCUGCGCUACCGCCUGGUGGACACCGCCGCCGCCGGGGCCGGGCCGGAGCCCUUCCCCUUCCAGGUGCACAACAGCUCGGGGUGGGUCACCGUGUGCGCCGAGCUGGACCGCGAGGAGGUGGAGCACUACAGCUUCGGGGUGGAGGCCGUGGACCACGGCUCCCCGGCCAUGAGCUCCUCGGCCAGCGUGUCCAUCACGGUGCUGGACGUGAAUGACAACGACCCCAUGUUCACGCAGCCCGUGUACGAGCUGCGCCUGAAUGAGGACGCGGCCGUGGGGAGCAGCGUGCUGACCCUGCGCGCCCACGACCGCGACGCCAACAGCGUCAUCACCUACCAGCUCACCGGCGGCAACACCCGUAACCGCUUCGCGCUCAGCAGCCAGAGCGGGGGCGGCCUCAUCACGCUGGCGCUGCCGCUGGACUACAAGCAGGAGCGGCAGUAUGUGCUGGCCGUGACCGCGUCGGACGGCACGCGCUCCCACACGGCGCAGGUCUUCAUCAACGUCACCGACGCCAACACCCACCGGCCCGUCUUCCAGAGCUCGCACUACACCGUGAACGUCCGCGAGGACCGGCCGGUGGGCACCUCCAUCGCCACCAUCAGCGCCACGGACGAGGACACAGGCGAGAACGCGCGCAUCACCUACGUGUUGGAGGACCCGGUGCCACAGUUCCGCAUCGACCCGGACACGGGCACCAUCUACACCAUGACGGAGCUGGACUACGAGGACCAGGCCGCCUACACGCUGGCCAUCACAGCCCGCGACAGUGGCAUCCCGCAGAAGUCCGACACCACCUCCCUGGAGAUCCUCAUCCUCGAUGCCAAUGACAACGCGCCCCGCUUCCUGCGGGAUUUCUACCAGGGCUCCGUCUUCGAGGACGCCGCCCCGUCCACCAGCGUGCUCCAGGUCUCCGCCACGGACCGGGACUCCGGCCCCAACGGCCGCCUGCUCUACACCUUCCAGGGCGGGGACGAUGGGGACGGGGACUUCUACAUCGAGCCCACAUCCGGCGUGAUCCGCACCCAGCGCCGGCUGGACCGGGAGAAUGUGGCCGUGUACACCCUCUGGGCCCUGGCCGUGGAUCGGGGCAGCCCGGCUCCCCUGAGCGCCUCGGUGGAGAUCCAGGUGACUGUCCUGGACAUUAACGACAACCCCCCCGUGUUUGAGCGGGACGAGCUGGAGCUGUUGGUCGAGGAGAACAGCCCGGUGGGGUCGGUGGUGGCGCGGAUUCGCGCCCAUGACCCUGACGAGGGCCCCAACGCCCAGAUCAUGUAUCAGAUAGUGGAGGGCAAUGUGCCUGAGGUCUUCCAGCUGGACCUGCUCAGCGGGGACCUGCGGGCCCUGGCCGAGCUGGACUUCGAGGUGCGGCAGGAGUACGUGCUUGUGGUGCAGGCCACGUCGGCCCCGCUGGUGAGCCGGGCCACGGUGCACGUCCGCCUCAUGGACCAGAAUGACAACCCGCCCGUGCUGCCCGACUUCCAGAUCCUCUUCAACAACUACGUCACCAAUAAGUCCAACAGCUUCCCCAGCGUGAUCGGCCGUAUCCCCGCCCACGACCCCGACCUGUCCGACAGCCUCAACUACACCUUCCUGCAGGGCAACGAGCUGCACCUGCUGCUGCUGGACCCGGCCACGGGGGAGCUGCAGCUCAGCCGGGACCUGGACAACAACCGGCCGCUGGAGGCGCUCAUGGAAGUGUCGGUGUCUGACGGCGUCCACAGCGUGACGGCGCUCUGCACGCUGCGUGUCACCAUCAUCACGGAUGACAUGCUGACCAACAGCAUCACCGUGCGGCUGGAGAACAUGUCGCAGGAGCGGUUCCUGUCCCCACUGCUGGCCCUCUUCGUGGAGGGCGUGGCCACCGUGCUGUCCACCGCCAAGGACGACGUCUUCGUCUUCAACAUCCAGAACGACACGGACGUCAGCGCCAACAUCCUGAACGUGACCUUCUCGGCGCUGCUGCCGGGCGGCGGGCGGGGCCGGUUCUUCCCGUCCGAGGAGCUGCAGGAGCAGAUCUACCUGAACCGCACGCUGCUCACCACCAUCUCCGCCCAGCGCGUGCUGCCCUUCGACGACAACAUCUGUCUGCGCGAGCCCUGCGAGAACUACAUGAAGUGCGUGUCGGUGCUCAGGUUCGACAGCUCCGCCCCCUUCAUCAGCUCCACCACGGUGCUCUUCCGGCCCAUCCACCCCAUCAACGGCCUGCGCUGCCGCUGCCCGCCCGGCUUCACCGGCGACUACUGCGAGACCGAGAUCGACCUCUGCUACUCCAGCCCCUGUGGCGCCAACGGCCGCUGCCGCAGCCGUGAGGGCGGCUACAGCUGCGAGUGCUUCGAGGACUUCACGGGGGAGCACUGUGAGGUGAACGCCCGCUCAGGCCGCUGUGCCAAUGGCGUGUGCAAGAACGGGGGCACAUGCGUGAACCUCCUUGUCGGCGGCUUCCACUGCGUGUGCCCGCCUGGCGAGUUCGAGCGGCCCUACUGCGAGGUCAGCACCCGGAGCUUCCCGCCCCAGUCCUUCGUCACUUUCCGCGGCCUGCGACAGCGCUUCCACUUCACCAUCACGCUCACGUUUGCCACACGCGAGAGGAACGCCCUGCUGCUCUACAACGGCCGCUUUAACGAGAAGCACGACUUCAUCGCCCUGGAGGUGGUGGAGGAGCAGGUGCAGCUCACCUUCUCAGCAGGAGAGACCACGACCACCGUGGCGCCACAGGUCCCCGGAGGCGUGAGUGACGGGCGGUGGCACUCGGUGCAGGUGCAGUACUACAACAAGCCCAACAUCGGCCGCCUGGGCCCCCACGGGCCGUCUGGAGAGAAGGUGGCCGUGGUGACCGUGGACGACUGUGACACCGCCGUGGCUGUGCGCUUUGGAAGCUUCAUCGGCAACUACAGCUGCGCUGCCCAGGGCACCCAGAGUGGUUCCAAGAAGUCCCUGGAUCUCACGGGGCCUCUGCUCCUGGGCGGCGUCCCCAACCUGCCCGAAGACUUCCCAGUGCACAACCGGCAGUUCGUGGGCUGCAUGCGGAACCUGUCCAUCGACGGCAGGAACGUGGACAUGGCUAGCUUCAUCGCCAACAACGGCACCAGGGCAGGCUGUGCCGCCCAGAGGAACUUCUGCGACGGGACCUGGUGCCAGAACGGGGGCACCUGUGUCAACAGGUGGAACACCUACCUCUGCGUGUGUCCGCUCCGCUUCGGCGGGAAAAACUGCGAGCAAGCCAUGCCCCACCCCCAGCGUUUCAGCGGUGAGAGCCUCGUGUCCUGGAGCGAGCCGGACAUCACCAUCUCCGUGCCCUGGUACCUGGGGCUCAUGUUCCGCACCCGGAGGGAGGACGGUGUGCUGGUGGCGGCCACCGCGGGCACGUCCUCCAGGCUCCGUCUCCAGGUCCUCAACAGCUACGUCCACUUCGAGGUGUCCCACGGCCCGUCCGAGGUCGCGUCCGUGAGCCUGCCCAGGUCCCGCGUGAGCGACGGGGAGUGGCACCACGUGCUGAUAGAGCUGCGGAGCGCCAAGGACGGCAAAGACAUCAAGUACCUGGCGGUCCUGACCCUGGACUACGGGGUGGACCAGAACACGGUGCAGAUCGGGAGCCAGCUGCCCGGCCUGAAGAUGAGGAGCGUGCUCGUGGGCGGCGAGUCCGAGGACAAGGUCUCCGUGCGCCGUGGCUUCCGCGGCUGCAUGCAGGGAGUGAGGAUGGGGGAGACGUCCACCACCGUGGCCACCCUCAACAUGAAGGACGCGCUCAAGGUCAGGGUGAAGGACGGCUGCGACCUGGAGGACCCCUGCGCCUCCGGGCCCUGCCCGCCGCACAGCCGCUGCCGCGACACCUGGGACGGCUACACCUGCGUCUGCGAGGCGGGGUACUUCGGAAGGAAGUGCGUGGACGCGUGCGAGCUGAACCCCUGCGAGCACGUGGCGGCCUGCGUGCGCGCCCCCGGGUCCCCGCGGGGCUACGCGUGCGCCUGCGGGCCCGGCCGCUUCGGGCAGUACUGCGAGCACAGAGUGGACCUCCCGUGCCCCAGAGGCUGGUGGGGAAACCCCGUGUGUGGGCCCUGCCACUGCGCCGUCAGCAAAGGCUUCGACCCCGACUGCAACAAGACCAACGGCCAGUGCCAGUGCAAGGAGAAUUACUACAAGCCCCCGGCCCAGGACGCCUGCCUACCCUGCGACUGCUUCCCCCACGGCUCCCACAGUCGCACCUGUGACAUGGACACUGGGCAGUGUGUGUGCAAACCCGGCGUCAUCGGCCGCCAGUGCAACCGCUGUGACAACCCUUUCGCUGAGGUCACCACGCUCGGCUGUGAAGUGAUCUACAACGGGUGUCCCCGAGCGUUCGAGGCCGGCAUCUGGUGGCCACAGACUAAGUUCGGGCAGCCGGCCGCGGUGCCGUGCCCCAAGGGAUCUGUGGGCAAUGCCGUUCGCCACUGCAGCGCUGAGAAGGGCUGGCUGCCCCCGGAGCUCUUUAACUGCACCAGCGGCUCCUUCCUGGACCUCGGGGUCAUGAACGAGAAGCUGCGGCGCAACGAGACGCGGCUGGACGGCGAGCGGUGCCUGCGGCUGGCCAAGGCGCUGCGGAACGCCACGCAGCCGCCCGGCCUGCUCUUCGGCAACGACGUGCGCACGGCCUCCCAGCUGCUGGCCCGCGUCCUGCAGCACGAGAGCCAGCAGCAUGGCUUCGACCUGGCGGCCACGCGCGACGCCGACUUCCACGAGGAUGUGGUGCGGACGGGCAGCGCCCUCCUGGCGCCGGCCACCAGGCCCGCGUGGGAGCAGAUCCAGCGUGGCGAAGGCGGCGUGGCGCAGCUGCUGCAGCGCUUCGAGGCCUACUUCAGCACCAUGGCCCAGAACGUGCGCAGGACCUACCUGAGGCCCUUCGUGCUCAUCACCGCCAACAUGAUUCUUGCAGUUGACGUCUUCGACAAGUUCAACUUCACGGGCACCAGGGUGCCACGGUUCGGGGAUGUCCACGAGGAGUUCCCCUGGGAGCUGGACUCCUCGGUGUCCUUCCCCGCCGACUUCUUCAGUCCCCCUGAGCACAAAGGAGGUGCUGUGGGGGGACCAGCCAGCCGCAGGGCCACCCCACAGGUGGCACACCCGGGGCCCGGGGCUGAGAACGGAGCCCCUCUGAGCAGGCAGAGGAGGCACCCUGAUGACCCCCGCCGGACCGCCGUCGCCCUGGUCGUCAUUUACCGGACACUGGGCCAGCUGCUACCCGACCACUACGACCCUGACCGCCGCAGCCUCCGGCUGCCCAACCGGCCGGUCAUCAACACCCCUGUGGUGAGCGCCGUGGUGUACAGCGAGGGCCCCCCGCUGCCCAGCCCGCUGGAGAGGCCCAUCCGGCUGGACUUCCCGCUGCUGGAGACGGAGGAGCGCACCAAGCCCGUGUGCGUGUUCUGGAACCACUCCCUCGCCGUCGGGGGGACCGGAGGGUGGUCGGCCAAGGGCUGCGAGCUGCUGUCCAGGAACCGGAGCCACGUCGUGUGCCAGUGCAGCCACAUGGCCAGCUUCGCGGUGCUCAUGGACGUCUCCAGGCGCGAGCACGGGGAGGUCCUACCCCUGAAGAUCGUGACCUAUGCUGCUGUGGCCCUGUCGCUGACCGCGCUGCUGGUGGCCUUCGUCCUUCUGGCCCUGGCCCACGCGCUGCGCUCCAACCUGCACAGCAUCCACAGGAACCUCAUCACGGCACUGUUCCUCUCGCAGCUGGUCUUCGUGGUUGGCAUCAACCAGACAGAGAACCCGUUCCUGUGCACGGUGGUGGCCAUCCUCCUGCACUACACCUGCAUGAGCACCUUCGCCUGGACGCUGGUCGAGAGCCUGCACGUCCACCGCAUGCUGACCGAGCUGCGAAACAUCGACGCCGGGCCCAUGCGGUUCUACUACGUCAUUGGCUGGGGCGUCCCGGCCAUCGUCACAGGACUGGCAGUGGGCCUGGACCCCCAGGGCUACGGGAACCCCGACUUCUGCUGGCUGUCCCUGCAUGACACUCUGAUCUGGAGCUUUGCUGGGCCCGUCGGAAUGGUCAUAGCUAUGAACACGGUCAUUUUUGUCCUGUCUGCCAAGGUUUCCUGCCAAAGAAAGCACCAUUACUAUGAAAGGAAAGGGGUCGUCGCCCUGCUGAGGACAGCCUUCCUGCUGCUGCUGCUCGUCAGCGCCACCUGGCUGCUGGGGCUGCUGGCUGUGAACAGCGACGUGCUCCUCUUCCACUACCUCUUCGCUGGCUUCAGCUGCCUGCAGGGCCUCUUUGUCCUCCUGUUCCACUGCGUGUUCAACAGGGAGGUUCGCAAGCACCUGCGGGCGGUGCUUGCCGGGAAGAAGCUGCACCUGGAUGACUCGGCCACCACCAGGGCCACCCUGCUGACGCGCUCCCUCAACUGCAACAACACCUAUAGCGAGGGCCCCGACAUGCUCCGCACGGCCCUGGGCGAGUCCACUGCCUCGCUGGACAGCACCGUCAGAGACGAAGCGGUUCAGAAGCUCAGUGUGUCUUCCAGGCCCGCCCGGGGCGGCCACGGGGAGGCAGACCCACCCUUCACCCACAGGAGCACCAAGAAACCCCACGGCCCUGACUCGGACUCUGACAGCGAGCUGUCCUUGGACGAGCACAGCAGCUCCUACGCAUCCUCACACUCGUCGGACAGUGAGGACGAGGGUGUGGAAGCCGAGGGCAAGUGGGAUCCAGCCCGGGGCCCCGUCCAUAGCACCCCCAAAGCGGAUGCCGUGGCCAACCACAUCCCAGCCAGCUGGCCCGACGACAGCCCGGCCGGGAGCGAUAGUGAGGAGCUGGGCGAUGAGCCCCCACUGAGGGUGGAGACCAAGGUCAGUGUGGAGCUGCACCAGGAGGAGCCGGACAGCAGGGGUCCAGCCAAGCCCUCCCUGCCUAGCAGCCAGCCCCCGGAACAGAGGAAAGGCAUCUUGAAAAACAAAGUCACCUACCCCCCGCCACUGCCCGAGCAGCCCCUGAAGUGCCGGCUGCGGGAGAAGCUGGCCGACUGCGAGCAGAGCCCCGAGUCCUCGCGCACGUCCUCCCCGGGCUCUGCCGACGGCAGCCGCGCCUCUGACUGCGCCGUCACCAUCAAGACCCCGCGGAGGGAGCCGGGGCGCGAGCACCUCAACGGGGUGGCCAUGACCGUGUGCGUGGGGAGCGCCCAGGCUGAAGGCUCUGAUUCUGAAGGCAGUAAUGAAACUUCAAUUUGAACCAUCAGGAACCGGUGAGGCAGUCACCUCCCACGGGCCACCGCGUUGCCCCGCCCUUGCAGCGCAGCCCAAGGAGCUGCUGUCCAAGAGGGAAGGCCCUAGGCGUGGGGGUUCUGCAGUGGCAGCUUCGUGUCUGGAGUCCCUCCAGGGGCUUGGAACCCAUCAGACCCUGUGGCAAGUGCCAAAUGCCAGAGGCCCCAGGGAGGGAGGCAUCCUUGGACAGCACACGGCCAGAGCCCUGCCGCCAGCCCGGCCUGCCAGCUCGCCAGGCACAGCCUGAAGACACAGGCCUCUUCUCGCAGCACCGGCCCUCGGCCAGAAGCCCAGACUCUGGUUUGAAAGCAAAUCCGUUACGUUGAAAAGGUGCAGAUACUGUUGAUGUUUGGAUGGGACUCUGCAUUGGUACGGACUGUGGAUACCGGGAGUGUGGAGCGUGAACUGGCAUGGUGUGGCUGCUGCCAGGUUCCCAGAAGGUCACGGUGUAGUCGGUGGUGUCAGCCGUCUCCAGCCUUCACCAGUGAGCCAGAAGCCGUGCCCUGACUGCUGGCCUCCCAGAUGCAUGGCGUCUGCUUUGGGGCCAGUGCUUCUCCCAGACAGGGAGUCCCGGGAGCCCGGCUGUCACCAGGGACGCAGCAGCAGCACAGCUGUUGCCGUGCAGGCGCCACAGCCGGGCCCACUCCAGGUCCGGGGUGGAGGCCUCCCUGGAGCGGAGGCCUCCCUGGAGCCGUUCCCAGGAGUGCGGAGUUGCAGGUGGGAGACGCCUUUGUUCCCGGCUCCUGCUCCGGGGGAUCAGACGGCGUUCACACGUUGUUGCUGAUGCAGAGGGAGGCACGAGGGCUUCGGGUGUCACAUUCCUUCCUGCCAGUUUCCUAGCUGAGGUCCCACCCCCCGAGUUGACCAAUGACAUCGUUGUGCUUCAAACGCCCGAUUGUGAGGAGGACAAAGGCACAGCCGCGCUUUUCAGUGCCUACCAGACUGUUUCUGGAGACUCUCACUGAGGGCCGCUGUCCACAGCGUGGCCCAAGGGGCUGUGGAACAGGGCCCAGGAUUACUCAGACCCUGCAUUCACUUCAGCGCUCCCUUUGUUCUUCACGUCAGUGCCCAAGCGGUGGACAAGCGGUUUCCAGACACUGGAGACGGCUACACGUCACUGAGACGGUUUAAGGCCACCCCCCCCCCCCCCCCCAAGCCAUCCAUGUGCCUUACUGGGCGAGUGGCUGCCGACACAGACGGAAGUCUCCGCAGGUGACUCCUGAGACCUGCGUGUCCGUGGUCCGAGCAGUCUUCAGCCCCAUGUGCGGAUCUCGCCCUCCGAGCAGUAGUUCUUAAUCUGAUGGGCACUGUUAUCAAAAAAACAAUGGUCAGUUCUACCGACAGGAAACGCCUGGGCUGUUUUUAUGACUGAAGACAUAAGAGAAAGCAGACACUGGAGGUUUUUAACGUGUAUUUAUUAACGUUCGGAACACUGGAAUGACACCACCACGAGAAAAGAAUCUACAAUAAAUUAAGAUUUUUUUGAAUUUGUA